AUGUCGAAUCUUAUUCCCACCGAUACAUCCCAUAUACCUCGGGAGGUAUGGAUCCUGAUCCUGACACAUCUACGCAAACCCCUCCCUGCGCCGCUCUCGCGACCUUCCAGUCGGUCCGUAUUCUCCCAGCAUGACUUGACCAGUCUGUGCCGGGUAUCCAAGCUCUUCAACGCGGUCGCUACGCCUAUCCUCUACAGAAUCAUUUCGACCGAUCGCUUUCCUUCCCUCCUCAACAACAUCGACCUCACUUCCCCUUCAUCCCCCCUACACUUCACCGAGAAGCUCUACGUCGACUAUAGGGAUAAAAAGGCGGAAAUCGAAUACGCCGAGAUACUCUGGGCCGGCGAGGCCGCGGAACCAUCGCAAAAUCCGGCCAACGAGUGUGCUGAGCUACUCCAGCGGGUACUUGCGGGAUCUACGAUCUCACACCUGUGCGUCAGAAACUUCUCGGGUCCCCUCUGCCUGCCCAACCCGUCCAACCCAGAUCUCAACAUCGGACAGCGAUAUCUCCGCGUCGUUCACUUCCGCAGCCGGCCGGACCCCCUUAUCGUGUCUCGAUUUCGUCCCACAGUAAGCGACGCCUUCUACCACGAGAUCAUCCCUCUCUCCACCGGCGUCCCGACCCGCUUCGUCUCUGACCUCAAAGGCAGCGAAUGCUUCGCAUUGGCGAUCGCUGGCGCAACUAUAAGCCUUGACAGGAUGGCCAAAGCCCGGGCUCCGCGUAGAACGGCAGGCAAGCGAAGCGAGGCAGUAGAUCUCACGGUUUACUGUUCGGGCGAGGAGUGGACAGUCAGUAAUCAUUCGCACAUGCUGAGUGACGCCAUCCUCGCCAGCGCGGGACUUCCACCUCCCUCCACCUCUUCCGGCGCUCAGCUGUACACUCUCACGGCGAAGCAGCAGCGGAUCGUCGGCGAAGCGCAAGGCGAGUAUCUUCAGAUGGGAUUACGAGCCAUAGGGGGGGAGCACGAUGUGAUCAAAUGGCGGCCGCAUCACGAGACGCCCGUCUGCCAGGCGUGCGGAUCUGGUCAGGCGUAA
Molecule: messenger RNA, 1035 nt
Organism: Dioszegia hungarica
Lineage: Eukaryota; Fungi; Basidiomycota; Tremellomycetes; Tremellales; Bulleribasidiaceae
Exons: 3
Coding region: 1-1035 (344 amino acids)
Source: RefSeq, a predicted model, not a curated record